GGAUCCGGAUCCGGAUCCGGAUCUUAAUCCAACUAAAACGGAGCGAAUCAAAAUACAGCAUAUCGUUUCCAUGCUCAUCCCUUGUCAAUGUCGAUGCUUCACUAGUAGACAAACGGCGGAGCACGACUCUCUCACCGGCGAAGAACAAACUUUUACCGGCGACGGGAGCGUUUCUGCUUCUCUGUUCCUCUCAUAGACGAAAAAUUCUCUGGGUUUACUCUAAGGAAGGACGAAGAUCCCUUACUCUGACUACGAGUGUCUCUUCACCUUAUUGCUGCUGCAACCAUGGCGCAAGAUUCUGCUGACUGGAACAGCGAUGAUGAUUUGGAUUUGCAGAUUGAUAACUACCAGUCAUCUCCACCGUCAUCCCCACCGGCGGCAGUCCCUUCUUCCGAUGAGCUGUUUGCUACGCUGGUUGACAUGGGGUUCUCUCCUGAGAAUAUUGCUAGAGCAAUCGAUGAACAUGGACCAAAUGCAGAUACUGUGGUGAUUAUUGAUGCUAUCUCCAAAUACACCGUUAACUGUGAAGCUAGUUCUUCCAAGUCCAAGACUAUUGAUCAUUUCCUUGCUAUGGGAUUUGAAGAAGAGAAAGUUAUCAAAGCCAUUCAUGAGCAUGGAGAAGACAAUAUUGAAGAGAUAGCAAAUGCACUCAUCUCCUCGGCAGCAGAGGAAUCGCCUAAAAUCAAAGAAGAAGAGGACAUUGAGUGGUCUGAAAGCGAUGAUGAGAAGUAUGCCAAUUUUCUCAGCUCAGAUGAUGAGAAAGUUUCAGACUCCUCCUCUGAAAACGGCAAUCAAUUGCGGUCUUUAAUGAACAUGGGAUUCUCGGAGUUGGAAGCUUCUCUUGCUAUAGAGAGAUGUGGUACUGGAGAGGAUGUGAGCAUUGCAGAUCUCGCAGACUUCAUUUGUGCCGCUCAGAUUGCUCGAGAGUUCGAUGAGUUUCAUGCUGACCCUGAAGAACAAAAGCCUAAUGUCAAAAAGAGACGGAUAGAGCCAAGAAGAGAGCCGAGGUCAUCUGCUGCUGAUGACGAGCCCCUUCGUCUGCCAAAUCCGAUGAUUGGAUUUGGCGUUCCAAACGAGCCAGGACUCAUCACGCAGAGAUCUCUUCCAGCCAUGGCUCGAAUGCCUCCAUUUUUCUACUACGAGAACGUCGCCCUUGCUCCCAAAGGCGUGUGGGACACCAUUUCUAGUCACUUGUACGACGUUCCACCGGAGUUUGUGGAUUCGAAAUAUAUUUGUGCAGCAGCGAGGAAACGAGGAUACGUGCACAACCUCCCCAUCAGUGGAAGGUAUCAGGUCCAGCCUCCUCCGAAGUACACGAUCAGCGAGGCGUUUCCGCUGACCAAGAAGUGGUGGCCAGAGUGGGACAAGAGAACAAAGCUCAACUGCAUCCUGACGGUGAACGCUAGUGCUCAGCUGACGAACAGGAUCCGGUUAGCACUUGAGCCUUAUGGUGGAGAACCACCUGAGAGUAAGAAGAAGUAUGUCAUUGAGCAGUGCAAGAAGUGGAAUCUGGUGUGGGUGGGAAAGAACAAAGCUGCGCCGCUUGAACCAGAUGAAAUGGAGACUCUUCUUGGAUUUCCAAGAAACCAUACACGAGGCGGUGGCAUGAGUAGGACCGAGCGUCUGAAGUCACUCGGCAACUCUUUUCAGGUGGAUACCGUUGCGUAUCACCUCUCUGUCUUGAAACCAUUGUUUCCAUAUGGUAUCAACGUUCUGUCCCUGUUCACUGGAAUUGGCGGUGGAGAAGUGGCGCUCCACCGUCUCCAGAUUCCAAUGAAGACCGUCGUUUCGGUGGAGAUCUCAGCAGUGAACAGAAACAUUCUCAAGGACUUCUGGGAGCAAACCAACCAGAAAGGAACCCUGAUAGAGUUUGCAGACGUGCAAGACCUGAGUAACGAGAAGAUCGUGGAGUUGAUGAAGCAGUUUGGUGGGUUUGAUCUAGUGAUCGGAGGUAGCCCCUGCAACAACCUCGCUGGUGGUAACAGAGUGAGCAGGAGUGGUCUUGAAGGUGAUCAGUCCUGUUUGUUCUAUGAGUAUUGUCGGAUUCUCGAUGUGGUGCGAGAAACAACAAAGACGAUGAGAAGAUCCUAGGCAGUGGGAGGUUGAGAUAGUUUCUUAUAACAUAAGUUGUGCAGACAAUCUGUGUCUUGUUUGGUUCUUACUUAGCAGACCUUGAAUGUAGUGACUCUCAUUUGGAUUCUGCUAAGCUUUGAGGAUAACUCAGCUUUAAAUAAUUACAUAAUUA
Molecule: messenger RNA, 2245 nt
Organism: Brassica napus (rape)
Lineage: Eukaryota; Viridiplantae; Streptophyta; Magnoliopsida; Brassicales; Brassicaceae
Product: DNA (cytosine-5)-methyltransferase DRM2-like
Exons: 11
Coding region: 286-2091 (601 amino acids)
Cellular component (GO): nucleus
Molecular function (GO): DNA (cytosine-5-)-methyltransferase activity; protein binding
Source: RefSeq, a predicted model, not a curated record